Komagataella phaffii GS115 is the source of this 789-nucleotide messenger RNA. Its product is annotated as Iron-sulfur protein IND1. The transcript is spliced from 2 exons. Lineage: Eukaryota; Fungi; Ascomycota; Pichiomycetes; Pichiales; Pichiaceae. Gene Ontology annotation, molecular function: ATP binding; 4 iron, 4 sulfur cluster binding; ATP-dependent FeS chaperone activity. Gene Ontology annotation, cellular component: mitochondrion. The record is from RefSeq and is a predicted model, not a curated record. Bases 1 to 789 code for a protein of 262 amino acids. Gene Ontology annotation, biological process: mitochondrial respiratory chain complex I assembly; iron-sulfur cluster assembly.
AUGCCCAGAAUGUCGAAAGGUCUGCCUAUACGGCAGAAAAUACCGAAUGUGGAGAAAGUAAUUUUGGUGUCCUCAGGAAAGGGUGGUGUUGGAAAGUCGACUGUCUCCACAAACUUGGCACUGUCUUUGCGAAACCUUGGGCUGAAAACAGGAUUGUUGGAUGCCGAUUUAUUUGGGCCUUCAAUCCCCAAGUUAAUGAACCUCGCUGGAGAACCAAGAAUCACUGAAACAGGAAAGCUUAUUCCACUGGUAAAUUAUGGAAUCCAAACAAUGUCCAUGGGAUACCUGAUUAGUGAAGAAAAUGCUGUUGUAUGGAGAGGUCUUAUGGUUAUGAAAGCUCUACAGCAACUUCUAUUUGAAGUACAAUGGGAGGAUUUAGACAUUUUGGUCAUUGAUAUGCCUCCUGGAACUGGAGAUACCCAGUUAACUAUUAGUCAGCAGGUCAAAGUUGAUGGUUCUGUCAUAGUGUCUACCCCUCAAGAUAUUGCCCUUCUAGAUGCAGUUAAGGGAAUUACAAUGUUCAACAAGGUCAACAUACCGAUACUGGGACUGGUUCAAAACAUGAGCUUCUUUUUGUGCCCCAAUUGCAACCAUGAAUCCCAUGUUUUUGGAACAGAUGGAGUGUUGAGAGAAGCUUCCAAGCACAACCUUGAAGUACUGGGGUCCAUCCCCCUAAAUGAAAAGAUUUGCACUCAAUCUGAUAUAGGCAAACCCGUUGCCAUUUCAGACCCUCAAUUGGCACCCUUUUAUGCAUCUAUUGCAGAGAAGGUUCGAGCCAAACUAUUUUAG